AUGGAGCUUGAAAAAGAGAGGGAAGCAGAGCUGGAGUUGCAGAGGGAGAAACUAGAGAGGGAGAACAUGGAAAAGGAGAGAGACCUGCAAAUGGAGAGGGAGAGUGAACUAGAGAGAACAGAGAUGGAGGGAGGCAGAGACCUGGACAGGGAGAGAGAGGAGUGGGAGAGACGGAGGCAGGAGAUGGAAAGAGAGAGCGGAAGACAAGGAGAGUACGAGGAGGAAGGAGGAGUAAGACCCUAUCCAGGGCCAGAAUAUGACUAUUUGAAGGGCGCUCCGGGUGAAAAUGGACUUCCAGGACCAAAGGGGGAACUUGGUGAAAAGGGACACAAGGGUGAGCCAGGUAUUGGCCACAGAGGUCCUGUGGGACAGGCUGGUCCACCUGGAACUAAGGGUGAGCCUGGUGAACUGGGGCCUUCUGGUGCUCAGGGUAUCCAGGGUAUCCGUGGUAACCCCGGUAUUUCAGGUUCUCAGGGCUUGAGGGGCCAACCAGGAGACCCAGGAGAGGCGGGGAGAGGAGACAGGGGUAGAAGGGGGCGACAGUAUCCCGGGGAACCAGGGGCCAGGGGUGUGGUCGGGAUCACAGGUCGCAGGGGUGAAAAGGGCAUUGCAGGAGUCUUAGGAGCCCCAGGACACACUGGCCUCAAAGGAGAGGCAGGGGCCAAAGGAGCCAUGGGGCUGUUUGGGGUCCGUGGACCAGUGGGCCAAAAGGGAGAUACUGGUGAGCCUGGAGUCAAUGGAGAAGUGGGUCGUAACGGGGACGAUGGAUUGGACGGAGCCACAGGAGCCAAAGGAGACAUGGGACUCCAGGGACAGAAGGGAGAUCAGGGUGACAGAGGUGAACCUGGCUUACCAGGGGAUACUGGGCAGACAGGAGUGAAGGGAUUCCGAGGCCUACCUGGACGCAUAGGAAGCACUGGGCAAGAUGGAGAAAAGGGAGAGAUGGGUAUUCCUGGAACCCCAGGACAUCCAGGGCUCAAUGGACUCACAGGACGGAAGGGUGAAAAAGGGGACGGGGGUGCCACUGGUUUCCCAGGGUUCCCUGGGUUUAAGGGGUCAGCAGGGACACCAGGCAGUGAUGGAGCGGAGGGGCGACCAGGACGUAAUGGGUCCAAGGGAGAGACAGGAACCAAGUCAACAACUGUUGCAAAACAGUUGUCACAGGUCCUGCUGAAGUCACUGCAUGACUGCUUCGCAUGCAUACUGAAUGGCAGCCAACUUCAAUCCAACCCCUGCAGCAGCUUGCCUGAUGGACACAAGUGUGUCUCUGGCACUUGGCUCAACAGAGAUGGAGGGCAGAAGAAACGUUUGUACUUCAUCAAAUCAGAGAUUACAGCCGUGGACCAGCAGGACCCCAGGAAGAAUCCGGCAAGCAUCUCGACCACCGUGCUUCAGAAAUAUAGCAUCCUCGCAUCGAAGAUUGUGUCUGAGGUCACAGUCAGAGGGUCAACCUGA
Molecule: messenger RNA, 1455 nt
Organism: Oncorhynchus keta (chum salmon)
Lineage: Eukaryota; Metazoa; Chordata; Actinopteri; Salmoniformes; Salmonidae
Product: fibril-forming collagen alpha chain-like
Exons: 17
Coding region: 1-1455 (484 amino acids)
Source: RefSeq, a predicted model, not a curated record